This is a messenger RNA of Hirundo rustica (Barn swallow), 3202 nucleotides long. It is a transcript of the gene ANAPC7, whose product is annotated as anaphase promoting complex subunit 7. Gene Ontology annotation, molecular function: protein binding. The transcript has 11 exons. The record is from RefSeq and is a predicted model, not a curated record. The coding region runs from base 64 to 1761 and encodes 565 amino acids. Gene Ontology annotation, biological process: cell division. Lineage: Eukaryota; Metazoa; Chordata; Aves; Passeriformes; Hirundinidae.
CGCUCGAGGUUUCCCCGUCCCGGGUUUCCCCCGUCCCGUCCCCUCCGCCCCGCCGGCCGCAGCAUGAGUGUGGUGGAGCACGUGCGCGAGAUGGCGGCCGCCGGGCUGCACUCGAACGUGCGGCUGCUCAGCGGGCUGCUCCUCACCAUGAGCGGCAACAACCCGGAACUGUUCUCUCCCUCUCAGAAGUACCAGCUCCUUGUCUAUCACGCAGACUCCCUCUUCCAUGACAAGGAGUACAGGAAUGCUGUCAGCAAGUACACGAUGGCCUUACAGCAGAAAAAAGCCCUAAGUAAAACCUCCAAAGUCAGACCUUCUACUGGGAAUGCUGCAUCAACACCCCAAAGCCAGUGUUUACCGUCAGAAAUUGAAGUGAAAUACAAAAUGGCAGAAUGUUACACAAUGCUGAAGCAAGAUAAAGAUGCCAUUGCUAUUCUUGAUGGGAUUCCUUCCAGGCAGAGAACUCCAAAGAUCAAUAUGAUGCUGGCAAACCUCUACAAGAAGGCGGGCCAGGAGCGCUCCUCGGUGACGAGCUACAAAGAGGUGCUGAGGCAGUGCCCCCUGGCCCUGGAUGCCAUCCUAGGCUUGCUGUCACUGUCGGUGAAAGGAGCAGAAGUGGCCUCCAUGACCAUCAACAUAAUCCAGAGCAUUCCCAACUUGGAUUGGCUCUCCGUGUGGAUCAAGGCUUACGCCUUUGUGCAUACUGGAGACAACACCAGAGCAAUAAACACCAUUUGCUCUUUAGAGAAGAAGUCAUUGCUGAGGGAUAAUGUGGACUUGCUGGGGAGCUUAGCAGACCUGUACUUCAGAGCUGGAGAUAAUAAAAACUCCAUCCUAAAAUUUGAACAAGCACAAAUGCUGGAUCCUUACCUAAUAAAAGGAAUGGAUGUUUAUGGUUAUUUAUUGGCGCGCGAGGGUCGGCUGGAGGAUGUGGAGAACUUGGGCUGCCGGCUCUUCAAUAUUUCCGACCAACACGCAGAGCCCUGGGUGGUAUCUGGGUGUCACAGUUUCUACAGCAAGCGAUACUCCCGUGCCUUAUACUUGGGAGCCAAAGCAAUCCAGCUGAACAGCAACAGCGUGCAGGCCCUGCUGCUGAAGGGAGCUGCGCUGCGCAACAUGGGCCGCGUGCAGGAGGCCAUCAUCCACUUCCGUGAGGCCAUCCGCCUGGCGCCCUGCCGCCUCGACUGCUACGAGGGUCUCAUCGAGUGUUACCUGGCGUCCAACAGCAUCCGUGAAGCCAUGGUGAUGGCAAACAACGUGUACAAAACCCUGGGGGCAAACGCACAGACCCUCACCCUGCUGGCCACAGUCUGCCUGGAGGACCCAGUCACGCAGGAAAAGGCAAAAACAUUGCUGGACAAAGCUCUCACACAAAGACCUGACUACAUUAAAGCUGUGGUAAAGAAAGCAGAACUUCUCAGUAGAGAGCAGAAGUAUGAGGAUGGGAUUGCCUUGCUGAGGAAUGCGCUGGCCAACCAGAGUGACUGUGUCCUGCACCGCAUCCUGGGGGAUUUCCUGGUGGCUGUCAACGAGUACCAGGAGGCCAUGGACCAGUACAGCAUAGCCCUGAGUUUGGAUCCGAACGAUCAGAAGUCCCUGGAAGGAUUGCAGAAAAUGGAAAAAGAGGAAAGUCCAACAGAUGCCACCCAGGAAGAAGAUGUGGAUGACAUGGAGGGAAGUGGAGAAGAGGGGGACUUGGAAGGCAGUGACAGUGAAGCAGCUCAGUGGGCAGAUCAAGAGCAGUGGUUUGGGAUGCAAUAAAAGCCUCCUGCUGCUUGUUUUGGCACUUGAACACACCGCUAGGGCCACUCUUCUCAGAAGAACAGAAACUAUGAUAUUUUUUCCAGUAACAAAGGACUUUUUUUUUUUUUAAUAGACUCUGAAACCAGUUAAUAGUUCUGAACAUCUCAAUACUGUGGAGGUUCUUGAUGCUUCUUAUUUAUUAAGUGUAAGGGACUAACUGCAACUGAGGUUAUUUGCAACUUUCAUUUUGAAAAAAAUUCCAGCUAAAACUAAAACCAUCAGAAUCUGAGGUGUGUAAUGAGCCUGUCGUUUAUGGUGAAAACAAUGUCUGAGUUCUGUUCAGGGCUAAAUAUGCUCGGGCAAAUUGUAAAUACAGUGGUUUGUACUCCUUUUCUGGGAAAGGUCUUGCUCGUUUGUGUGCAGCCAUUUGAGUCUGGGAGAGCUGCUUGAGGGUGGCUGAAAGCAGCACUUUUCUUUUGCUGUGUUUGUUGAAUUAAUUUGUCUUUUUCUAGGGCAUUUCCUGUGCUGUCCAGGAGAAAUUUGGGACAAUAGGCAACUUGGACUUGCAGGACACUUUUUGUAGCUGACUGAUUGCUCUGUGUACAGAAUUGAGCCAGUGGUGGAGAAUUAAAGUAAUUUCUUCAACCCUUACUAAACCCUGCAAUCACUUAAAGUCUGUACAUGAGCAUUUAUUUUAAAAAGCAGUUUAGUUUUAUUUCAGUAUGUUCCUGGAAGGUUUUGCAGCGAUGACUCAAAGCACUUUACUUUCUGUGUACAGCACUGACAUUUAAAAAGCUAUAAAAAGAAUUCAUCCCUCUUCCCUUGCACUGCUGGAGAAACGUUAAAUUAUGCAAAUACACAUAUUGUCCUGUUUUUUUCCAUGUUUAUAUACUUCCUGGUUGUGUCAGGUAAUUUUUGAAUUCGUGUCUUUUCCCCUCACCUUUUGAAGCAAAAUUGCUUCAUGUACAGAUUCCCAACCUCAGCAAUUCAAGGGUGAAGUGCUUUGGGUAAUCUAGAAACCAUUUCAGUUCUGUGGGCUUGAUGUGUGGGAAGGGGAAUUACUUAUUUUUCUUACAGUUCUGAUUUCCUCAGCCUUUACCAAAACGUGUUUUUUAAAUCUUUAUAUCGAGAGUUUAAUUCCUUUUGUAUUUGUUUUGUUGCCACAGGUAUGCUGGAGCACACAGACUAUUUAGAAAGCUAAAAAAAAAAAGUUUUGAGUAUCAGUUGGAGGAAAAAAUGGCUGUUUGUUACAAAUACAUGACAUGGGGAAGAAGCUUCUCCCUGAAGGACAGAUAAGGGUAAAACAUCCGUCUGUGAUGUUGUAUCAAAAAUGCACAACAAAAGAGGCAGGUUAUUGUCUGUUUUGGAAAUGUUCUGGUUUGUCAUGGCUUACAGAGGAGGAGUCCAAUAGUUCAUCCAUUUAAGAAGAGAAAACAGCUGCUUGUCUGUUCUCUCUGGA